AUGGCUUCAAGCUUACUGCAGAGUUCAGCAAGACUGGUGAUUAGGAACUUUUCUAAACGUAGCACGACUACUACGCUUUCCACCCCCACGUGCAGCAGCGCGACUACUACGCCUUCCACCCCCAUGAACAGCAGCAAGAUUACUGCCCUUUCCGCCCCCCCUAAAAAGGGUCCGAUAUCCAGCCUGACCCCCUAUACUGGGCGGCUGGAUUUAAAACUCACAGGGGUAAUCGGUGGGAUACUGGGGGGUUUCUCCAUCUAUCAAGGCCUCCGUGAAUUUAGCUCUCACUCCCAAUCCAGGCUUAGCUUUUUUGCAGCUCAGCAGCAGUUUGGAAGUGGUGCUGACACUGCUGAUGAAGUUGAGCUCAUCAGGGAGACCUUUUUGGAUUUUGCUAAGGACCAGGACUUUGCCCCAGCAUUAGAUAAUGUGGUGGAAUUGACGUUCACUGAGGCAGUUAAGGGAGUGUAUAAGGACCUCGCCGUGGACCUCUUUGGCAGCUGUCCACGCUGUGGGGGCACAGGUCAUCCCCUGGGCACCGAAUUUUUAGAGUGCCCCCAUUGCGACGGCAGUGGCACGGAGGUCUCGGACCUAUGCCUGACAAUCGACCCAUGUAAAAAGUGCAGUGGGUCAGGCGUUGCCACAAGCUCACUGUGCUUGCUGUGCAAUGGUACAGGCCAGACCAGACAACGGGGCACCGUUAGUGUAGCCGUCCCAGCCGGGGUGAAGGAUGGUCAGUCUGCGUCAAUUCCAGUAGGCAAGAAGAUGAUUAAAGUCACGUUUAGAGUGGAGGAGAGUCCUGUGUUCCGGCGGGACGGAGACGAUGUCCACUCUGACAUGGUUAUCUCAGUGGCUGAUGCCAUGCUUGGAGGAACAGCUCAAGGCCAGGGUCUUUACGGAACCAUUGAUAUACCAAUUCCUCCUGGAACUCAGGCAGAUCAGAAGAUCCGGUUGGCUGGUAAAGGCUUUGCCCACAUAAACAGCUCUAGCUUUGGAGAUCACUACGUGCACAUCAAAAUCAAAGUGCCCGGAGAGAUUUGAGAGCUUUGCUGAAUAGGACAGGCUCUGAAGCAUGGAGCUCUUAUGAAGAUAGAAAGAGGAAUAGCAGCCCGGCACUUUAUUAAAAAAAAAAAAAAAAAAAAAAAAUA
Messenger RNA from Astyanax mexicanus (Mexican tetra), 1145 nucleotides. RefSeq names its product dnaJ homolog subfamily A member 3, mitochondrial-like. The coding region runs from base 1 to 1038 and encodes 345 amino acids. Lineage: Eukaryota; Metazoa; Chordata; Actinopteri; Characiformes; Acestrorhamphidae. Gene Ontology annotation, cellular component: mitochondrion. Gene Ontology annotation, biological process: negative regulation of apoptotic process; protein folding; mitochondrion organization. The transcript has a single exon. Gene Ontology annotation, molecular function: heat shock protein binding; protein kinase binding. The record is from RefSeq and is a predicted model, not a curated record.